This is a messenger RNA of Pelagomonas calceolata, 2916 nucleotides long. NCBI's taxonomy places the organism in Eukaryota, Pelagophyceae, Pelagomonadales, Pelagomonadaceae. The record is from the annotation of a GenBank genome assembly.
AUGGACGCGCUCCUGCGCGCCUCCGGCAGCCGGCCGCCGACCGGCAGCCGGCCGCAGACGGGCCACAACACGCCCCUGGGCAGCCGGCCGCCGACGGGCCAGGGCAGCCGCCCGGGCACGUCCAGCCGGCCGCCGAGCCGCGUGAGCUUCGCGGACCUCGAGGCCGCCGAGGAGCCGCCGCGCGGGAGCCGCGCGUCGACGGCCGACUCGCGGCCCUCGACGCGGGGCAGCGACGACGGUAAGAGGCGGAAGCAUCGGAGUAGAGACGGCGCCGUGCGGCGGAGACGACGGCGGAGCCGCGACAGCAGCGACGAGGCCACGGUCGAGUCCGAGGAGUCGAUAUUGUCCGAGCAGGGCAUCCACGUGCGCAAGGCCGGCUUCGGCGGGCGGAAAAAUAAGAGGCGGAGUCGCAAAUCCAAGGAGGUCAAGCAAGAGCAGGAGGAAGAUCAGGACGGCCUCGGGCUCUUCGGCGCCGCGGCCGUGGCACGCGUCGCGACGCGGCCGCGCACGACGGGCGAGCGUCGUCGAAAGGAGCCCGAGGAGGAGGAGUCGACCGAUUUCGGCGCGCGGCCCGUGAAACUCAAGAAGCGGCCGACGACGCCCGUUUUUGAUGAUAACUUCGAGCGGGCCCGCGCAAUUCUCCGAAAGCGGUUUCAGGAUAGGCCCCACCUGCGGCCGCCCGGCGCCCAGCCAAAGGCGAAGGGCAUUGGGUUGGACAUGUCGAAGAUCGGACACAUGUCCGUGUCGUACCUGAACCAGUACGUCGAGGCGUCGAUCAAUAUCCUGAGGGAGCACCAGAAAAAUGAGCAACUUAGGAUGCAGGCGUCCGUCGAGGCGCUCCAGGGGUCGAACGCAAUUCCCCUCGACAGGACGGGCCAACCGAUGGACGUCUUCGAGCGCGCCGAGCUGCCCGAAAUUCGCCGCCUGCCCCUCUGUUCUCAAUUAGCUAAAGGUAAAGCCGCGGACCCCGUGCCGAAGGGCUCGACGUCGCCCUCGAAGUCCAAGAGCUCCGGGGCGGCGGCGAUGCUCCGGGAUCGGCUGCUUACUUUAGCUAGGUUGGCGAGAGAUGACCUGUGUCUCGUGGGCGUGCGCUUCACGCACGAGAAUAUUGAUGAUGAUUGGGGCGCGUCGACGGCGCAGGCCUUGAGGAGGAACACGCAGCUGCAGCACCUGGUGCUCGUGGGGAAUGGGAUCACGGACGCGUCGGGCACGAAACUCGCGAGCGCCGUCGCGAAGCAUCCGGGUUUGGUCACGGUCGCCGUGGGCGGCAAUAGUUUGGGGGACAAGACCGCGCUCGCGAUGGCCAAGGCCCUCAAGGAGUCCGGGACGCUGCUUUCCUUGAACCUCGCGUCAAAGAAAUACCACCAGGAGCACUACCUGAAUGUUUGCAGGCGGCGGAAGCCGCCGAAGGAGAUCGUGAUCCCCAAAAUCGAGGGCGACUACUUCAGCCCUGAGAAUUGGGGCCUGCCGACGGACGACCCCGAGUUCAACCCGCGGUCGAACUUCGUUUCCAAGGAGGGCUGCUUCGCGUUAUCCGAAGCGUUGCACGGCACGUCGCUGACCGCCUUAAACUUGUCGGGCCAGCGCGUCGGCGACGCCGGCGCGUUGGCGUUAUCUCGAGUGCUCUUCGCCGACAAGGAGACGAAGUGCUCCUGCGCUUUGAGCUCAUUAGCAUUAGACGCCAAUCGCGUCGGCGACAAGGGCGCCGCCGCGUUGAUCGAGUGCUGGGCGAACCCGCUCUCUUCAUUAGAAACGUUGCGGCUCGCGAUGAAUUCAUUAGGCGACGAGGCGGCGGUCAAGGCGUGUAGUCUCGCGCUGAAGCAUUAUAAAGUGGACCAGCUGCUCGUCCCGAAACGGAAGAAGAAGAGGAAGAAGAAGCGCGUCGGGUCGCUGUCGCCGCGGGCGCGGCGACGGCGGGACAUCAAGGAGGGUAUCAUCCACGUGAAGGACGAGGAGCCCGAGGAGGACGACUUCAAGGAUCUUGGUUUGUUGGAUCUGAGCCUGUGCCAGGUCGGGGAGAUCGGCGUGUUGGCGGUCCACGGUGCGUCAGCAAGGUGCAAGAAGAUCGGGAAGAUCAUACCGGUCCACGGCAACCCGGGCCACGAUAUCCAUCCGACGCCGUCGCGACGGCCGAGCCAGGACUCCAUACGGUCGGACUCGACGGAGUAUAAGAGACAGCUCGAGGCCGGGCGGGCCCUCAAGCCCGUGCAGUUCGGCGGCUCCCGACGGGCGGACUCGGGCGCGCCCUUGCUGACGCUCAAGAAGAGCAUCCCCUUCCUGGCGCCGGACAAGCGCGGGGACCUGUCACCGCGGUCGGCGCUCGACGCGUCCAAGGGCACGGAGAGCGUAUUAAGGACGGUCGCGCGCAAGGCGAGCGACCGGCAGGCGCGGAUCGACGAAGGCGCGCUCCCGGAGGCGCGGAAGAUGAAGCGGCACAAGCUGGGCGAGACGGGCAAGCCCCGCUACGCGUUCGACCCGGACCUGCCCCCGCUUAAUUUCCUGGCGCACCACAAAAGCCACAUCAGGAGGCUGGGCGCCGAGUCGCGGCGGAAGAGGCGCGAGGAGCACGACCGCCAGAUCACGCAGGAGAAGCGGGAAAGUCUCGCGGCGAACGUCAAAUCGAAAAGACUGCGGAAGGCGAUCCUCGACGCGGGCAUCACGCAGUUCAAGGAGGAGACGGCCGAGGGCGCGCUCCGGACGCGCGUCGUCGGCGACCUGGUGCGCACGUUCCCCGCCGUCGCGGCGCUGCCCGGAGCGCAGUCCGGGCGCAUGGACCUGAGUCGCGACGGGCCGCGCUUCGGCCAUCGAAAACCGGACCCGGAGUCGCCCAAGAAAUGGGCCGCGAAGCUCGCCGCCAAAAAGGCGGCGCGCCACCGCGCGUUCCUCGUGCACCUCGGGCAGCACCCGAUCCACUAA